Anisakis simplex (herring worm) is the source of this 688-nucleotide messenger RNA. Lineage: Eukaryota; Metazoa; Nematoda; Chromadorea; Rhabditida; Anisakidae. The record is from the annotation of a GenBank genome assembly.
GGAAUGGGGUAACGGUGGCCUGCCAAAUCAUCAAAAGGGUAAUGGAGCACCCGAACAGAUCGCGAGAACCGAGUCUUCUGAGAUGGCACGUGCUCUCCAUUAUGUGUUCAAAAUUGGGAAUCGUAACAGUGCUUAUGAAUUUUUCAUCAAAACACUUGGAAUGAAGGUACUUCGUCACGAAGAAUUCGAAGAGGGCUGUAAGGCAACUUGUAAUGGACCUUAUGACGGUAAAUGGAGUAAAACUAUGGUUGGUUACGGCGAAGAAGACACUCACUUCGUCAUCGAAUUAACCUACAAUUAUCCGAUUGGAUCGUAUAAACUCGGAAAUGACUUUAAGGUUUCUUCGAAAACAACAUCUUACCAAACGCAAAUAAAUUCUUCGAUAUCAAUUAAGGGAAUAUAUAUUCAAUCAUCAGAUGUGUUCAAAAGAUGCCAAAGUGAAAAGAAUUCGAAAAUGGUAUCAAAUGAAUUACUGCAAUUGGCAGAUCCCGAUGGACACUGUUUCUUUAUUAAAGAUGGUCAUCGCAGAGUUGAUCCAGUUUACAAACUGGCAUUGAACACUCCGAAUCUAAACGCUACAGUCGAUUAUUGGAGUGAAAUACUAGGGAUGCAAAUACUCUCACGUGAUGAAAGCCACUGUUUACUUUCGUAUGGCGAUGAUCAGGUGAGAUUAUUCAUUUCAUUCUGA